Messenger RNA from Thunnus maccoyii (southern bluefin tuna), 3548 nucleotides. Its product is annotated as solute carrier family 22 member 5-like. Gene Ontology annotation, biological process: transmembrane transport. NCBI's taxonomy places the organism in Eukaryota, Metazoa, Chordata, Actinopteri, Scombriformes, Scombridae. Gene Ontology annotation, molecular function: transmembrane transporter activity. The transcript is spliced from 10 exons. The record is from RefSeq and is a predicted model, not a curated record. Bases 303 to 1976 code for a protein of 557 amino acids. Gene Ontology annotation, cellular component: membrane.
AUGUGCAAACAAAUCUUUAUGACACAUUUUAUUACAAUGUAAACUGUAAUAAAACACCAGUUAAUCAUUGUGGGACUGAUGGGUUUUAAUCCUGUGUUUGGGUUUAUUUUGACAACGGAUUGUGCCUUUAAAGAGUGGUUAAUGUAGGAAACCGCAGCCAAACUAAUACAGCGGGUGGUGGGUGGGAUGGUUAACUGGCUGACACAAAACUGCUGCUUUAGAAAUGAUUUCUCCAAAGUCCUACAUCCGUCCUUCUUGUUAACUCUGCCCUACUGUGAGCCCGGAGCGCAGCAACCACAAACAUGACCGAUUAUGAAGCCGCAACCGCCUUCCUCGGGGAAUGGGGAAGUUUCCAGCAGCAGGUGUUUUUCCUCUUGUGUCUGAGCACCGUCCCCAACGGUUUCACCGGCCUGUCCAUCGUGUUCCUCGCCGACACGCCGCCCCACUGGUGCGUCGUCCCCGCGCACGUCAACCUCACCGCCGCAUGGAGGAACAACAGCAUCCCGCUGGAGGAGGACAAUCAUAGCGGCGCUUUGCUGCCCAGCAAGUGCCACAGAUACAAACUUGUUGAUAUACAGAGUUUCUCGGAGAGAGGCUUGCUGCCAGGUGUUGAUGUUAAUCUGUCUAAUGUGCCAAAAGAAGGCUGCUUGGACGGGUGGGAGUAUGAUCGAAGCGUCUACAUUUCUACUAUUGUGUCUGAGUGGGACCUUGUGUGUGAUGACAGGUGGAAGAACCCGUUGACCUCCUCUCUCUUCUUUUUUGGAGUUCUCACUGGCUCUUUUAUCUCGGGACAGCUCUCUGACAGGUAUGGGAGGAAAAUAGUGUUGUUUGUUACCAUGGCAGUCCAAACAGUAUCCACAUUCAUCCAGGUCUUUUCUCCAUCCUGGCCUGUGUUCUGCGCUGUGUUCUUUGUCGUCGGGGUGGGACAAAUCUCCAACUAUGUGGCUGCAUUUGUGUUAGGAACUGAGAUAUUAGGCCCACGUGUGCGGAUAGUUUACUCCACUGCAGGUGUGAGUCUGUUCUUUGGUAUGGGCUACAUGCUGCUGCCGCUGUUUGCUUUCUUCAUCAGAGACUGGAGGAUGCUUCUCCUAGGCCUGACCCUGCCUGGCUUCCUCUAUGCGCCUCUCUGGUGGUACGUACCAGAGUCCCCUCGGUGGCUGCUCUCUCAGGGAAGAGUAGCAGAGGCUGAGGCCAUAGUGAGAAAUGCUGCGAAGAGGAACAAAAUUGAGCCUCCACAGGUCAUCUUUAGUCCUUUGCAGAAAGAACUUCAAUCUGACAGGAAGAAGACUCACAACAUCUGUGACCUGCUUCGUUCAAGGAACAUUCGUUGGAUCUCCAUCACGCUGUGGCUGGUCUGGAACAUCUUGACCAUCGCCUACUUUGCUCUUUCGCUGAACACAGCAAACCUUUAUGGUAAUGCAUACUUCAACUGUUUCCUGUCGGCUCUGGUAGAGAUGCCAGCCUACACUUUGUCCUGGCUAAUGUUUCGCUGGUGUUCCAGGCGACUGACUCUCUUCUCAACUCUCUUCAUGGGAGGAUUGUUUCUACUCCUAAUUCAGCUCAUACCAGCAAACCUGAUUUCUCUGGCCAUAACACUCGAGAUGAUGGGGAAGUUUGCAGUGACGACGGCCUUUGCCAUCGUGUACGCCUACACAGCAGAACUCUACCCAACUGUACUGAGGAAUACGGCUGUGGGUGCCUGCUCCAUGGCCUCCAGAAUAGGCAGCAUCAUUGCCCCAUACUUCAUUUACUUAAGAAGCUAUUCCAUUUCACUGCCUUACAUCCUCAUGGGAAGUCUUACAGUUCUGUCAGGGUUGCUGAGUCUCCUGCUGCCCGAGAGCUAUGGAAUGCCUCUGCCUGACACCAUCACUCACAUGCAGCCUUUCCCCGGAUGUUGCAGGAAGACACCUUAUACACUCACCCAAACCACAGAAGAAGAAAAGGCUGCUGAAAGGAAGUCCCCAGCUGUACUUUGAACAAGGAACAGCACUUUUAUCUGUCUGAAGCGAAGAACUGGACAAACAUCAAGUCUCUGUGCUCAUUUCUGCUAAAUUGACAUUUGUCAGGACUACAGUAACUAAAAUGAUGAUUAUUUUAUAAAGGGAUUUUGAAAUUAUGGAAUGUGGUUUUUAUAGACAACAACAGGACCAAGGGAUAUGACAUUUAUUCAACAAUAUCAUGGAGCUUUAAAACAUCAAUUCAAGUUCGAGUUAUGGUUCCUCUGUGUUAGCAACAAAAUACCGUAAAAUGAAGAGUGUACCAAUUGUUAGCAUUAAUAAUGCUGUUCACUGUUUUAAAAGUGUAAUUUUUUGAAAAAUUAACAGUAUAUAUGUAUUCAUAAAACUACAUUUCUAAUAUUCUGAUACCAGAUUAAUCAGAACCAGUAGCUACAUGUACUGUUACAUAUGAACAGUUUCUUGUGAAUAUUUUUAUACAUCUUUGUGAUUCAAGAUGCAUGGAGUGACCAAAAAAGUAGUCCUCCAAUCCUAACAGUCCUUUUGUUAACAAUGCCUUUGUGAAACUUGAAUAGAAUAUAUAAUUUAAAAAAAAAUCUACAUUUUUAAUGGUUAUACACCAUUUUUCAUUGUGUUGUUUUGUUAGCUUACCCUUUAUUCUAAGGUAUUUCUGGUAUUUUUGCUCCUCUGUUAAUUUAGAUUAGGAGGGCAAAAUAUUAGAACAACUUUUGAGAUAAUGCUUUCUAAAUAUGAACUACAGCCUCACAAAGUACAAUCAUAUUAGGUCAAUACAUAAAUAACUGAUUGCGUUAUUUGAAAUGUUGCAAUGAACAUUUCAAGAAAGGGAGUGUUUAUUAUUACAGGCCUGCUGUAUUGGUAUUGUUUUGUAUUAGUCACUACAGGAAUGUACUGUAUGUCAAUCCCUAUGACAGAAAAACUAUUUUAGAAUUUACUCCGAAAUGUCCACACGGUGUGUUCAAGUACAUAGUGUAUGUAUUAAUCAAGCUUUAAUCAUUUAAUUUCACUUUUUAGAUAGAGGUCAUAAUGUAAUAGAAUUCACCAGUACUGAUUAAAAAAAUCUGAUACAAAUUCUGAUAUAACAAUAGUAAUGAUACUUAAUAACAAUAUUUAUUAAUAACUAAUUAAUGUAAGUAAUGUGUCACAUAGUCACAUAGAGAGUGUUCUCUUCUAGUGAUACAUGGACACUAUACUGCUACUAUACUAUAAAUUACAGUAGUAUAAAUUCAUUUGUGAGUAAAGAAAAGUUAAAACGCCAUGAUAUGCACCAAUUCAUUAAUGUUGGUGAAGGGCAAAGGGGUGGUAUCAGGAUGCAUUUAAUACCUGUGUUUUUUGCAACUACCACUAGGAGUUGGAAGUUUUCAAAUCAACACAUACAGUAGACGCUUUAAACACAUUAAUCAUUUUGAUCAUUCUAAAGUUAGAAUAAGAUAAGAUAAUAAGACCCACCUUUCUCUUUGAUGCAUCUGUUGAAUAGUUUGAGGAAGAGGUCAUCCAAAACUCUCUGGUAGGAAGAGAGUGCCAGAGACACAACAGCCAGAGUUCCCAAAGUAAUAUAAGGCAAAUACUGAUAGU